Molecule: messenger RNA, 834 nt
Organism: Sphaerulina musiva SO2202
Lineage: Eukaryota; Fungi; Ascomycota; Dothideomycetes; Mycosphaerellales; Mycosphaerellaceae
Exons: 2
Coding region: 384-548 (54 amino acids)
Source: RefSeq, a predicted model, not a curated record
AUCUCAUCUCGCUACGACUUGUGCAGCAACACACGCGUCUCUUCCUCUUUUUCUUUUUCUCUGAGGUUCUUCUUCUCCUCUUCCUUCUCCCAUCUCUCCUUUUUCCCCUAUUUCUCCUAUUUCUCCUUCUCCAUCUUCGAGAGCAUCACCCAAGCAAAGUGCGGUUGAAACAGGGCACAGCCUGCUUACCCUCGCCGCAAUCCUGAGGCCGCACUCCGGCUGCGCCCUGUCUGCGGUGGCCGAAACCGGCCUCGGCGAAGCUGCAUCUCGGCACCAAUCACAGUCCUCCUUCUGCGCCUUGUACCGAACAGGGCGUCGCGGUCACUCAAUACGUGAGUGAGGGAGUUGUAAGAGGUACUCCACUCUCCAGGACGCGACAGGGUAUGCAUAGGUGGCACUACGUCCAGUAUGCUGUAGUGUACCAACAAGCCAAUCAACCAACCACGAAAGAAAAGAGGAUCAAGAAAAAUGUACCUCCUACCUACCUACCUAUCCUCUCACCGAGCCGAGGCGAGGCCCACGUGGUGGUCUAUGCGAAAAGAUCGUAGAAGACUGACAACAGCAAUGACAGUACCUUAUCUUCCCUACAUGUAUCUCACCUAGAAACGAAGUAAAUAAAAGAAAACGGACAAAUCCCGAGAAAGUCUGUGCAUGCUCACUACAAACGCAAAGAGAGGAGGCUAGAGAUGUAAUCGCGGCGACGCAUAGAAACGGGAAAAAAACAAAAUGCACAACCUGAAUGUUCCAAGAACGGACGAUUUUUGGCCGAAAGGCUACAUGUACCUGACAACUCAUUCACUUCGUUUGUAGCCAGCCAGCCAUUCUCAGUCUACC